Messenger RNA from Artibeus jamaicensis (Jamaican fruit-eating bat), 1179 nucleotides. It is a transcript of the gene MYL9, whose product is annotated as myosin light chain 9. The transcript is spliced from 4 exons. Gene Ontology annotation, cellular component: cytoplasm; stress fiber; myofibril. Gene Ontology annotation, molecular function: calcium ion binding. Gene Ontology annotation, biological process: myofibril assembly; platelet aggregation. Lineage: Eukaryota; Metazoa; Chordata; Mammalia; Chiroptera; Phyllostomidae. Bases 136 to 654 code for a protein of 172 amino acids. The record is from RefSeq and is a predicted model, not a curated record.
UCGCCCCGCCCCCGCUCGGCCCAGCCCCUACCCUACGCCUGUCCGCACUGGGCUCCGCACCGGCUCCGCACCAGCCCCGCGCACAGAGAGAGCACCUUCUCCGCACCAGGGAAGCCCCACCCACCGGAAGCCAAGAUGUCCAGUAAGCGGGCUAAGGCCAAGACCACCAAGAAGCGGCCACAGCGGGCCACGUCCAAUGUCUUCGCAAUGUUCGACCAGUCCCAGAUCCAGGAGUUUAAGGAGGCCUUCAACAUGAUCGACCAGAACCGAGAUGGCUUCAUUGACAAGGAGGAUUUGCACGACAUGCUGGCCUCGCUGGGGAAGAACCCCACGGACGAGUACCUGGAGGGCAUGAUGAGCGAGGCCCCUGGGCCCAUCAACUUCACCAUGUUCCUGACCAUGUUUGGGGAGAAGCUGAACGGCACGGACCCGGAGGACGUGAUCCGCAACGCCUUCGCCUGCUUCGACGAGGAGGCCUCAGGUUUCAUCCACGAGGACCACCUUCGAGAGCUGCUCACCACCAUGGGCGACCGCUUCACAGACGAGGAAGUGGACGAGAUGUACCGCGAGGCCCCCAUUGACAAGAAAGGCAACUUCAACUAUGUGGAGUUCACCCGUAUCCUCAAACACGGUGCCAAGGACAAAGAUGACUAGGCCCCGUGCCCAGGCCCCCGUCCCCGUCACCUGCUCCCCCCACACACAGUCUGCACCUGCUCCACGCCCACAGGGCUCCCUCAGGGGGGCCUCCCUCUGAGGGGUUAAGGGCCAGGCUCCCACUGGGGGAAACAGGCCGAGAGAGAGCAGAGCCAGGCCCGGUCACGCAGCCAGUGUAAGGCAGGCGUGCCCACUGCGACCCUCCAAGUAAAGGUCAUCCAGAGGCUGGGCGGGGGCGAAGGGAAGGCCCCACGGGAGAGCCCAGGCCGCAGCUGCUGCCUACCAGGAGUGGGCCGUCCCCACAGGAAGGGCCCAGGUCCUGCCCUGGGGCACCACGUCACCCCAUGCGGGGCAUGAAAGCCCUUUCCUAGCCACUGCCACAAACACACAAACCUCACCACCGUCCCUCCUCAGAGGACAGGAUGACAGAGCCCUCCCCUGAGCCCUGCCCCCACCCCACCGGGAAGGUCCGGAGGGUGGAGCUUGUCCCAGGAGGCGGAGUUCCUAAUACAUGGCUGAGCACUG